Messenger RNA from Sphenostylis stenocarpa, 1578 nucleotides. The record is from the annotation of a GenBank genome assembly. NCBI's taxonomy places the organism in Eukaryota, Viridiplantae, Streptophyta, Magnoliopsida, Fabales, Fabaceae.
AUGAACAACUCUACAACGUUGUCUCUCUCUAUAAAUCCCUCUCUCUCUCCUCCUUUUCCUUCAGCUGCCGCGUUCACAACAACCCCAUCUUCUUUUUCCACUUUCCCUCAGAACUCUCUUAGAUUUACUUGUUUUCAAUCCUUUGGGCCAAAACCCAUUACUCCCUUUUGCAGAAAAGCACGAUUGGGCUCUCUUCAGGGUUUAACGAGUGCGAGAAGCAGAAAAAGAUUGGUGCUUGGAGCCACCAACAUGACUAUAGCGGAGGAUAGUUUGUUGGAGGUGGUGGAGGAGGAAGAGGGUCCUCCUGAUUUUUCUUUGCUUGAUCCAGAGAACAGCUCUAGGCCUCGUAGAAUCGCGCUCUUCGUUGAGCCUUCUCCUUUUGCGUAUGUCUCAGGAUACAAAAAUCGGUUCCAGAAUUUUAUAAAAUACCUUCGUGAAAUGGGAGAUGAGGUAAUGGUUGUGACAACACAUGAAGGAGUACCCAAGGAAUUUUAUGGAGCCAAAUUAAUUGGAUCCCGGAGCUUCCCCUGUCCGUGGUAUCAAAAGGUCCCCCUUUCUUUGGCACUGAGUCCAAGAAUAAUUUCUGCAGUUGCUCAGUUUAAGCCAGACAUAAUACAUGCAUCAUCGCCAGGCAUAAUGGUGUUUGGUGCCCUCAUCAUCGCAAAGCUGCUAAGUGUUCCUAUUGUCAUGUCCUAUCACACCCACGUACCAGUAUACAUUCCAAGGUACACCUUUAGCUGGCUGGUGCAACCCAUGUGGUGGGUCAUAAAAUUUCUGCAUACAGCAGCUGAUCUUACUCUGGUGCCAUCAGCUGCCAUUGGAAGGGAUCUUGAAGCAGCUAGAGCAACAGCAGCUAACAAGAUCCGUCUUUGGAACAAGGGUGUCGAUUCUGAAAGUUUCCAUCCACGAUUCAAGUCCCAUGAAAUGAGACUAAGACUGAGCAAUGGUGAACCUGAGAAGCCCUUGAUAGUUCAUGUUGGACGGCUUGGAGUUGAGAAGAGUUUAGAUUUUCUCAAAAGUCUCAUGGAUAGGCUUCCUGAAGCACGAAUUGCCUUUAUCGGAGAUGGACCCUACAGGGAGGACCUAGAGAAACUGUUUGAAGGCAUGCCAGCAGUGUUCACUGGGAUGCUGGGAGGGGAAGAACUGUCUCAAGCAUAUGCAAGUGGAGAUGUAUUUGUUAUGCCUUCUGAGUCAGAGACACUUGGCCUUGUUGUUUUGGAGGCCAUGUCAUCAGGGAUCCCUGUGGUGGGAGCACGUGCUGGUGGCAUCCCAGACAUAAUCCCUGAAGACCAAGAUGGAAAAAUUGGUUUCCUCUAUACUCCGGGUGAUCUUGAAGACUGUUUAAGCAAACUGAAGCCUCUUUUGGAUGACAAAGAGUUGAGACAAAAAAUGGGAAUAACUGCACGUUUGGAGAUGGAGAAGUAUGAUUGGAGAGCAGCCACUAGAAAAAUUCGCAAUGAAAAUUACAAUGCUGCCAUUUGGUUCUGGCGCAAGAAAAGGGCUCAACUGUUGAGACCCUUUCAAUGGUUGGCUCAACGAAUUUUCCCGUCAUCUCCUGAUGAAGAAGUCACCUUGUAA